AGCGUUGCACCACUGAUGUAACUUUCAUUUCCUGAUCGCGAUGUUACGGACGCUGUGUCGGACCGGCGGCCUCAUUUUGCAGCAGACCCAGCGGACCGUGCCGAGGUUGUGUGUUAACCCAGUUCAGCAGCGAUGGGCGUCCAGCCUGCCCAUGAACACCGUGGUGCUGUUUGUGCCCCAGCAGGAGGCUUGGGUGGUGGAGAGGAUGGGUCGCUUCCAUCGGAUCUUGGAGCCGGGUUUGAACUUCCUCAUACCCAUACUUGACAGAAUUCGCUAUGUUCAAAGUCUCAAAGAAAUUGUGAUUGAUGUCCCAGAGCAGUCUGCAGUAUCCCUAGAUAAUGUAACACUGCAGAUUGAUGGCGUGCUUUACUUAAGGAUACUAGACCCUUUUAAGGCCAGCUACGGUGUUGAGGAUCCAGAGUAUGCUGUCACACAGUUGGCACAGACCACCAUGCGUUCAGAACUGGGCAAACUCACAUUGGACAAAGUGUUCCGAGAAAGGGAGUCUCUGAAUUCCAACAUCGUCCAUUCCAUCAACCAAGCUUCAGACGAGUGGGGAAUCCGUUGCCUUCGUUAUGAAAUCAAAGAUAUACACGUUCCACCUCGUGUCAAAGAGUCCAUGCAGAUGCAGGUGGAAGCUGAGCGUAAAAAGAGAGCCACGGUGCUGGAGUCUGAGGGGACAAGAGAAGCAGCCAUUAAUGUCGCUGAGGGUCGUAAACAAGCUCAGAUCUUAGCCUCGGAGGGUGAAAAAGCAGAACAGAUCAAUAAAGCGGCUGGUGAGGCCCAAGCAGUUCUAGCCAAAGCUGAGGCCAAAGCCAAGGCCAUCCGUAUGUUGUCAGAGGCUUUGACAGAGCAGAAUGGAAAUGCUGCCGCUUCACUAAGUGUAGCUGAGCAGUAUGUGUCUGCUUUCUCAAACCUCGCUAAAGAGUCAAACACCAUCCUUCUGCCCUCUAACACUGGUGACAUUAGUGGAAUGGUUUCACAGGCUAUGACUAUUUAUAGCACGCUGGCAAAGCCAAGCAUGAGGGUAACUCCAGAGGUUUUGGAGGAGAACCGUGAAGAGGCUGCGAACCCAUCGGGAUCACCUCAAGAACAGAGAAUUAAUGAAUGAACUCAAACUAAUAAAUGACACAGAACCAGAAGAAGCAGUUUAUGUUGAAGGUCCACGGUUUGUUCUCACACAGACCUUAAAGUGACAGGACAAAAGGGAAAAAUUGCCAACUUUAAAACUCUUCCGAAGCCUUGUCCUGGAGCCUGGGGGAAAAGUUACACCUUUUGUAUGGGGAUUCGUAAUCUUCACUGAGUAUGGUUUAAUUAGUGUAUGUUUGAGAAAGUAACACCAGCCUCCAGCCAAAUACACAGAUACCAGAGUCUAUCCAGCUGACAUGGAUGUCAGCACAGACAAGGAUGCAAAAAUAAGUCUCCCCUGAGCAAUUUUAUAUUUUAAUAUGUUGAGCCCUUUUGACCUCUCUACCUGAGGUUUUUGUAGAUUAUACCAUUAUGUUUUCUCACUUUGCAGCCUAUUUUCCAUGUUUUCCCAAAUGACUAUAUUCAGGUUCUCUGAGAUUAUUAAUAAUUAUAUAAUAAUCAAAGCCAGCUCAGGUGAAAAUAUAUACAUAGGUAUUAUUUACAGAAAUGGGUGACAAUUCUCCCUCUUUGUGUUGAUGGGACCACCGACUUUAAGUUGCUGCAUGUAAUGCCUGGCUGGAUUCCUCACAAUGUUUCUAAAAGUGUAUUAAUUUCACAGUUUACUACGUUUUUGGAAACAUUACCCUAUCGAUAAUAAAGCUGUAUCCCCAUGAAAAGGUUACGUUAGAAUUUCCUUUAGGAAAAAAAAAAAACUUUUUGAAAUGAUUAAGAGAGAAUUUUUUUGUCAAAGACUAGGUAAUGUCCUGUGUCAGCUCGAUGAUCAAAAUAGUCCUCUCCUCCGAGUAUUUGUAUUCAUAUCUGAUGUCUUACCGGAUAUAUUUAUUAAAUUUCAAGGUUCACUGCAAAGACUUUAAGUUUGUUUUGUUAUUUCUGUUUUCUACAAAAUAAUGGAAUAUGAACUGGGCAACCGGGCAUGUUCAGUCUGAGAAGAUUUGAAAAGAUGUGGUU
Pelmatolapia mariae (spotted tilapia) is the source of this 2097-nucleotide messenger RNA. RefSeq names its product stomatin (EPB72)-like 2 (gene stoml2). The coding region runs from base 41 to 1111 and encodes 356 amino acids. Gene Ontology annotation, cellular component: mitochondrion; membrane. Gene Ontology annotation, biological process: mitochondrion organization. NCBI's taxonomy places the organism in Eukaryota, Metazoa, Chordata, Actinopteri, Cichliformes, Cichlidae. The transcript is spliced from 11 exons. The record is from RefSeq and is a predicted model, not a curated record.